AUCGAGUCUUUCGUGUCCAUGCUACUCACCUCCUUCCUCACGGGCGUGGUAUUUGUCAAGUUUGCCAGGCCCCACCCCAACAUUGUGCUUAGCGACGUGUUCACCCUAUCACGAGGAGAAAACUGCAUGGAGAUGCGUUUUCGAGUGGCUAACGAGACUCGCCGCGAUCUUGCCCACAAGGGGGAUAUUAUCAACGUAAACUUCAAGCUCAUUCUGAUGAGAGCAGAGACUGGAAGGCAUAAUGAGAAGAGAUUGUGCUACUACGACUUGAAGCUGAAAUCAGCGCGUCUUGUCUCGCUGAGGUUGGAAAUCGAGCUGAUUCACAUUAUCGACACCAAUAGCCCCCUGUUCAAGCAAACAGCAGACGACCUAGCGCACGCAGACUUCGUUUUGAUCCUUCUCGCG
Molecule: messenger RNA, 405 nt
Organism: Phytophthora sojae
Lineage: Eukaryota; Oomycota; Peronosporomycetes; Peronosporales; Peronosporaceae
Exons: 4
Biological process (GO): potassium ion import across plasma membrane; regulation of monoatomic ion transmembrane transport
Cellular component (GO): plasma membrane
Molecular function (GO): inward rectifier potassium channel activity
Source: RefSeq, a predicted model, not a curated record